AAGUCAAAAUGGCUGACUUUAAGUUAACUUAAGUCUAUCGUCAAUAUUCUGUGUUUACUACUUUACAAGCACAGGAUUAUUGAUGAACAUCACUCGGUGAAAGCACUCAGUCCAACAGAGAUAAUAACAAGCAUGUUAUCAACAAGAUAGUUAAUUAAGUCUCUACGACAUUCGAUGCGGGCAAAGGACAGUACUUGAUCGUGCACAAUACUCAUCAGAAAAUCACGAAAAACGUUCAGUACAUUUCAAGAUGUCGUACAAUUAUCGUUACACGGUUGACGGUGGCACGUUCACUGAUGAUCAGAGGCGCUUUUAUGAAGACCAUGGAUUCAUUAUGUUCCGCAAUCUGGUGCCUCACCACAAGCUGGAUGCUUGUCAGAGGCACUUUGUUGACAUCUGCGAUGGUAAAGUCGACACCGGUAUGAUGACUAUCAUGAAAGAUGGCAGCUUGAAGAAACGCUCUGAUGUUAAAGGCGAAUACUUGAUUAACAAAAUUCAGGAUUGGUUGUUGGACGAUGUUCUCUUUGAAAACUAUGCGGUUGACGAUAGCAUAGUCAAAGUUAUUCAGAAUAUUGUGGGGCCAAAUGUGACCGCAGCUCAUUCGAUGUUGAUUAACAAACCACCGGAUAGCACUGAGGGUUUCUCCAGACAUCCGAUGCAUCAAGAUUUACACUACUUCCCGUUCCGCCCGGCGGAUCGUAUUGCCGCUUCCUGGACUGCCAUGGAACGCAUUGAUGAAGAGAAUGGAUGUUUGUUUGCCGUGCCUGGUUCACACAAGGCCGGGAAACUUUAUCAACAUGAUUAUCCUGAAGAUGUGGAAAACAAAGCAUAUCAUGGAGUUAAAGGAUUCGAUCAUAUUCCACGCGUGAAUUUGAUUAUGGAAAAGGGUGAUACUGUAUUUUUCCAUCCCAUGUUGUUACAUGGUUCCGGUCCCAACAAAACUAAAGGAUUCAGAAAGGCAAUUUCUGUGCAUUACGCCGAUACGAAUUGCCAUUUUAUUGACGUUCGAGGUACUUCACAGGAGAACAUCGCCGUUGAAGUGAUGGAACUUGGACAGAAGAAAUUUGGAAUUAAAGCGUCAUUCCAGGAUAUCUGGAAAGGCAAAUCGCGUUUGAUUUGCGGUCAGCCGGGUGCUUUCCAAACAUUCGACAGUCAUUUGUAAUCAAAGAAACUGUUAUACCAUAAUAGCAUAUGUUAAAAUGUGGUUUUGUAUAUUUUAUUCUUUUGUUAUCACAUUUGUAUAUUAUAUAACUUGAUAAAAUGGA
Dalotia coriaria is the source of this 1265-nucleotide messenger RNA. Its product is annotated as phytanoyl-CoA dioxygenase, peroxisomal-like. Gene Ontology annotation, molecular function: phytanoyl-CoA dioxygenase activity. Gene Ontology annotation, biological process: fatty acid alpha-oxidation. The record is from RefSeq and is a predicted model, not a curated record. NCBI's taxonomy places the organism in Eukaryota, Metazoa, Arthropoda, Insecta, Coleoptera, Staphylinidae. The coding region runs from base 251 to 1162 and encodes 303 amino acids. The transcript is spliced from 7 exons.